GCACGUGUACCGGAAGUACUACUGUUUAUAACAUUUUAGCAUGGUUUCUUUAAAUAAGUACCUUUUUACCGAGAGUAAAUAUGCAAAACGCGAGGUAGCGACUGCUUUAAGAAAAGCAAUUAUAACAGUUCUUAUAAAAUAGUAAUAGUUAUACAAUUGUUUAAAAAGUGGUUGCCGGUAGUCCUAACGAAAGUCCCUGUUAGCUCGUGGAGAGGAGGCGCUAGCUGCCAUGAGGGUUACCGAGCAGUAAAGUAUCCUCUACACUGCUUAGUAAUAUUUGUUCAGUAAAACAUGUAGGUGGGUCUGAAAAGCAAACGGUCUGUAGGUGUUCACAUCCCCGCCACGAUGUAUCGCUGCGUUAAUCCUGUUUCCAGAUGUAAUAAGCUAACGGGCUUGCGCCGGGUCCUUGGGUUCGGACUGAACGUGCCCGGUCCGCACGGGAGCACAGCUUACGGAACCAUGUCGGCUAAGAAGACAGGUGGCACCAGUCCGUCCCGUUCAAGGUGUCUGUCGAGUCAGGUUCCGAUUCAAGAUGGAAAAGCUCGAGUGAAGAGAGUUUCUAUCGAAGGCAACAUCGGUGAGAUCAGAACUGUUGGAAAGUCAACUUUUGCCAGACUCCUGCAGUCAGCGAGUCCAGACUGGGAGGUGAUGGCAGAACCUGUCAGCAAAUGGCAGAACAUUAACAGUGGGGCCUCCAAGGGGACUGUUGCAUCACCUCAGGCAACAGUCAUCAACUUGCUGCAGAUGAUGUACCAGGAUCCCCAGCGCUGGUCCUACACGUUUCAGACGUAUUCCUGCAUGAGCCGGUUCAGAACACAGCUACAGCCUCCUCCAGCUCGCCUGCUCCGCUCAGAGGGAACACCUGUGCAGGUUUAUGAGCGCUCGGUGUACAGUGACAGAUACAUCUUUGCUCUUAAUAUGUUUGAGCUGGGUUGCAUCAACUCCACAGAGUGGGCAGUCUACCAGGACUGGCACUCUCUCCUGGUGGAACAGUUUGGACACCAGGUGGAGCUGGAGGGUAUCAUUUACCUCAGAGCGCCGCCACAGAAAUGUAUGGAACGUCUGGAGCGUCGGGGGCGGUCUGAAGAGAUUGGAGUGAAGCUGGACUAUCUAAAUAAGCUCCACAUUCAACAUGAGAGGUGGCUUGUUGAGAAGAGCACUGAAUUACAUUUUGAGAAACUGAAACAUAUACCUGUUUUACAACUGGAUGCCAGUGUGGAGUUUCAGGCUGAUCUAGAGGUGCGGGAUCAAUUUCUCAUAAAGGUGAAGAACUUCUUUAAUGCUUUAUGAGAGCAAAGGGAAGUCAUCAGCUGCCAUGUCCAUGAGACCAGCCACACCUGAUCCUGUCAGCUGUAUUCACUGACAUAGAAAUGACUAUGAGCCUUAAGGAAGUAAAAGGUUUAAGUGGAUCAUCUCCAGGAUCAUACUAUAAAACUGAUGUCUUACUGUUGUUUCUUUUGUUUCCGUUAAAUUUUAUUAGCUAUUUGUGUUACUUCAUAUACAAUACUUUGCUUUUUAUUUAAUCGUUCAAAUUCUCUUUCAUGAGUCACAUAUUUAAACUAGGACCUGUAUGAACCACUGUGUACUGAUCUUACACAUUACAUUUUUGCAUUCCUGUAAAGUUGCUGUUGUUGUUAAUAAACCUAUUUAUUAUA
This is a messenger RNA of Betta splendens (Siamese fighting fish), 1655 nucleotides long. RefSeq names its product deoxyguanosine kinase (gene dguok). The record is from RefSeq and is a predicted model, not a curated record. The transcript is spliced from 7 exons. Gene Ontology annotation, cellular component: cytoplasm; mitochondrion. Bases 346 to 1290 code for a protein of 314 amino acids. Gene Ontology annotation, molecular function: deoxynucleoside kinase activity. Lineage: Eukaryota; Metazoa; Chordata; Actinopteri; Anabantiformes; Osphronemidae.